GCCGAGCUUGUGCUGCUUGCAACAUGGAGUGCCAUGAAAAUGGCAGCUUCGGAAGGGCCACUGUUGCACACAUGUGCUGGAGAUGCUGAAACCGCAAAGCCACAACAGGUAGCUGACAGCACUGGAAAUUAUUGGCGACUGCCUCCUGUUUCCAAGUCUGACUAUGAAGCUGAUGAAGCUGAAAGGGCAAAGUCAACGCAGUUUGGAGAGGAAAUUUGGCGGGACACCAUGGCCAGACUGAUUUUGAAGCUUCAAGACGGAGCUUCAGGAGAAAGUUCGGCCAAUGAAAUACCAAAGCGGGACGGAGUUUCAGAGAGUUCCUCCGAAACAGGGACUCGACUGGACUGGUCCGUGCCAAAGCAAGGCUUUGAGAUCCUGUCAGAUCAGCGCGAUUCUGAGAAAGUGGACGCAAGUGGCAGACAAGUCACAGAGAAAUGGGUCAUCCAAGGACAGCAAGGAUCACCGUUGGACAAAGAAUGCUGGCGGGUGAUGCCUGCUGUAGAAGCUGCCAUGAGUGCUGUUUCAAUUGCCCAGGCAGCUGCUGAGAGGCAGUGCGCGAAGGCCAAAGAAGCUGAAAUUGAAGCGAAAGAAAAAGAAAGACUCGCUUUGAAGAAGACAUCAGAAGCAGCAGAGGAAGUUGCUCGGGCCCGUGCCAUUGUCAUUGAAGCCCAGCAGACGAGUGCUGCUGCAGCUCAUCUCAGAGCUUCAGAGGAGCAAUUUGCAGAGCAAGCUGCGGAGAAACUGUCCCAGCAGUUGUCGCAGCAAUUCGCGGAGCAAGUUGAGGUGAAGUUGGCUAGAGCAGAGGUGCGGAGAGCAGAGCUGGAAGAAAACUUGGCGGAGCUUGCAUUGAAGAGACGGCAAGAAAAAAUGCAAGAAAUACAGGCAGCCCAGGAAGUUGCUGAGUGCAAAAUGAAGAACCGUGAGGAGGCCCUAGAAGUGGCCGUUCGUUCGGCUGAACGUCGGGCGCAAAAUCGUUUGCUUGAUGCCAAUGCCUUAGCAAUAAGCGCUGAAGAACAAGCAAAGGCCGCUGAGGCUCGAGCAAAGGCAGCGGACAAAGAAGCUGAUGAAGCAAUUCGUUUUGCUCAAAAGAGGGUUGCUGAAGCUGAAAUGGCGUGCAAUGUUCGCAUUGGACGUACACAUAUUGCCGAGAUGGCCGCAGAGCAAGAUGCAGCAACUACAUCAUUGUCGUGGGCAAAUCUGAUGAAAGACUUACCUCCUGGUUUGGAAGACAGGUUGCUUGCCGCGGAGACAUUUCUUCAGCAAAGCUUCAAAGUUGGUGCAGGUGUUGACAUUAGUGCGAUAGAUGCACUUCGCCGAGCAAGGGAAGCUCACGGAAAGAUAGCCUCACAAACCCAACCUCUAGCUGCAGCCUUCAUGAUGACCUGGGGUGUGUUGCUGGCCAUUGCUUUGGACACGGUACUUCAGCUGUUCCUUGCUGCACAAACUCCACCUGCUCUGGCAUCAAAUGAGUGCCAGCAGCCUGUGAUUACGAGCGACAAAUCUUGCCUCAGCCAAGCUCGCUCUGGAAUGAAUGUGUUGAGCGACCGGAGGCAUUUCGAAAGUCAACACGCAGAGCAGCAAGAAGCAUUUGCUUCACAGAGGGCAAGAGAUGGAGAUUGGGACCGCUUGUCGGAAGUUGGCUAUGAUCCAGAAGCAGAGACUCGGGAGCAAACUGCAGCGGAGCAGCACUCAGAUUUGGAGGGAGUGCUCGACGAAACAAGAGGCCGACGAUGGCAUGAUGCUGCAGCUCCUGCAGUUCCUGCAGCCAAGUAUUCUACUGGGAAUGUCUCAGUGCAGGAGCUGAAGGAAGGUAUGUCACUGAAUGCCCAGAGCCUGCCUUUGGACAGCACAAGACGUGACCAUUUGUUGACUUCAAACACAGAAGGCUGCCGUGCGCAUUCCCUCUUGCAGUUGAAAGAGUUGCAACAGGAGCAGCUGCGUGACUUGAGAAACUUGAGGGAGAUGCAACUACUUCAGGUAAGUAGCCUGCAGAACGGACCUUUGACAUUUCAGCCGGAAGAUUCACUUGCGAUGCUUGACUCGAUGCAGGAUAACAUCGACUGUUGCAAGAGUGACAAGCGCUCGUUCUCCGCUGAUCUUGAUCGCUUUCGGGCGGAGCAGCCUGAGGAGAACCUGUCGAUCACCAUUGGUGAGGUGCAGCGGUCGGUGGCAAUUGAUCGCGCAAGGCUUCAGGAGGAACUGUGGACCUUAAGAUUGCAGCAACAGCUUCGACGUCAUUCUGCCUCACCAGGUGCUCGUCCGUCCUCACCGCUGAAAACCCGAUCGCGGACACCUUCUCCUCAGCGACGACCAUUGUAUGAUCUGCCUGACCAGAAGGGAACAGCUGACCUGCAGAGGAGUCGAGUGCUUCCUGCGGACAUAGCGGCGCGUCUCAGCAGCUCCCCAGCCCUGGCAGCUGCCGCUCAGCACUGGGGACUUCCGCGGAAGGCUCCCUCUCCGUCACGGCGUCGACCGUCAUCGCCUGCAGCGAAAGCAGCAGCGAAAGCGCCCAGAAAUGGACCAAGCGGGCCACGGCCGGCCAAUGCGCCUGCCAAUGGAAAUGGGCCAAGGGCGAUGAAUGGCAUGACCUAUGGCAUGGGCAUGGCCCGAGGACCUUUCUCACCAGUGAGGGCAUGCCAUUCACUGUGGAGACCAGGUAUCUCUGGUUGCUGACAUGAUGCAUCAUUGAAUAC
Messenger RNA from Cladocopium goreaui, 2693 nucleotides. The record is from the annotation of a GenBank genome assembly. NCBI's taxonomy places the organism in Eukaryota, Dinophyceae, Suessiales, Symbiodiniaceae.